AUGGGUUGUGGUAUGAGCACCGAAGAUAAGGAGGGCAAGCAGAGAAACGAGGAGAUUGAGAACCAAUUGAAGAAGGACCGCAUGUUGCAGAGAAAUGAGAUCAAGAUGCUGUUGCUCGGUGCUGGUGAAUCCGGAAAGUCGACCAUCCUGAAACAGAUGAAGCUUAUCCACGAGGGUGGCUACUCCCGCGAUGAGAGAGAGUCCUUCAAGGAGAUCAUCUUCAGUAACACUGUGCAAUCCAUGCGCGUCAUCCUCGAGGCCAUGGAGUCGCUGGAACUCCCCCUCGACGACCAGAGAGCCGAAUACCACGUCCAGACCAUCUUCAUGCAACCCGCACAGAUCGAAGGCGACAACCUGCCCCCAGAGGUCGGCAACGCCAUCUCGGUCCUCUGGAAGGACCCCGGUGUCCAGGCCUGCUUCCAGCGCUCAAGAGAAUACCAACUCAACGACUCUGCCAAAUACUACUUUGACUCGAUAGACCGCAUUGCCCAGCCUGACUACAUCCCCAACGACCAGGAUGUCCUCCGUUCUCGUGUCAAGACCACCGGUAUUACCGAGACUACGUUCAUCAUCGGCGACCUUACAUACCGCAUGUUCGAUGUCGGUGGUCAGCGUUCAGAGCGUAAGAAGUGGAUCCAUUGCUUCGAGAACGUCACAACCAUACUCUUCCUUGUCGCCAUCUCAGAAUACGAUCAGCUUCUCUUCGAGGAUGAGACCGUCAACCGUAUGCAAGAAGCCUUGACUCUGUUCGACAGCAUUUGCAACUCAAGGUGGUUCGUCAAGACUUCUAUCAUCCUCUUCCUCAACAAGAUCGAUAGAUUCAAGGAGAAGCUGCCCGUCAGCCCCAUGAAGAACUACUUCCCUGACUACGAAGGAGGUGCCGACUACGCCGCUGCUUGCGACUACAUUCUGAACCGCUUCGUCAGCUUGAACCAGCACGAGACCAAGCAGAUCUACACACAUUUCACCUGUGCCACAGACACUAUGCAAAUCAGAUUCGUCAUGGCUGCUGUCAACGAUAUCAUCAUCCAAGAGAACCUCAGAUUGGCCGGUCUUAUCUAA
Aureobasidium subglaciale EXF-2481 is the source of this 1062-nucleotide messenger RNA. RefSeq lists its product as uncharacterized. Bases 1 to 1062 code for a protein of 353 amino acids. The transcript is spliced from 4 exons. Gene Ontology annotation, biological process: G protein-coupled receptor signaling pathway. Gene Ontology annotation, cellular component: heterotrimeric G-protein complex. NCBI's taxonomy places the organism in Eukaryota, Fungi, Ascomycota, Dothideomycetes, Dothideales, Saccotheciaceae. The record is from RefSeq and is a predicted model, not a curated record. Gene Ontology annotation, molecular function: GTPase activity; GTP binding; G protein-coupled receptor binding.